This is a messenger RNA of Anthostomella pinea, 2103 nucleotides long. Lineage: Eukaryota; Fungi; Ascomycota; Sordariomycetes; Xylariales; Xylariaceae. The record is from the annotation of a GenBank genome assembly.
AUGAGCGAAGCUCCUCCCCCUCCGCCGCCGCCACAUGGCUCGAACCCCAGGACAUCGAACUCGAACUCGAACUCGAACCUGCCGCCCGGCAAAUACGACAUAUUCAUCAUACCACCCCAUUCCCAGGGCUCAGGCUUCCUCUACCUGCCUUCACUAAAGCCAAAUGUCAACAGUUUCGCUGCCGGGUUCGCCUCUGCACUAAUAAUAGUAGCCCUGGCCCAGAGCAUGGCACCAGCUUUCCGGACGUGGUGGAGCAGCUUUCAGGGAAUGGGGAACUUCGGCAUGAUUCUCUUGGUGGCUGCAGUUGGUGUUGGAGCCUGGGCGUUGGGUAGGAUACAACAGGAGGGCGGUCCAGGACCAGGCGGAGGACCCCAAGGCAGUUAUGGCGGGUACGGACCCAGUGCCGGGGGAUACACUGACGGCUUCGGUUCUAACGCUGGACCGCAUCCAAACACCGGACCUCCUCCAGAUCACGGGCCUCCUCCACCUCCGCCACCUCAUAAUUCUCCCCCGCCUCCCCGGUCAGGACCUCCGCCCACUACUCCUGGUGCAGAUAAACCCAAGUCCUCCUGGCAAGAGCGCCCUGAAGCCGAAACACCUAAAGGCUCCUGGGAGAAAGCGAGAGAGGAAACCCGGCGGAAGGAUGAAGAAAGAAAAGUCAGGGAGGCCGAGCAGCGCAAGAAGGAAGAAAUCCUUAAGCGUUUGAACGAGCUGCGUCAGAAAGAAGCUCGCGAGCGCGCCAGACGUGAGCAAGAAGCAAAAGACAAACGGGAUCACGAGGCACGUGAGAAGGAAAAACGUGAAAAGGAAGCAGCAGAGAUUCGGGAACGGGCGGCACGCGAAAAGAAGCAGCGAGAGGAAGAACAGCAGAAGAAAGACGCUCAGGAACGAGCGGCACGCGAAAAGAAGCAACGAGAGGAAGAACAGCAGAAGAAAGACGCUCAGGACAAGGCGCAACGGGAGAAAGAACUGAGGGAAACCAGAGCGCGAGAAGCUAGGGAAAGAGAACUUCGUGAUAGACUCGAAAGAGAGAAGAGCCUCAGAGAGAAGUACGAGAGAGAGGCCAAGGAAAGGGAGGCUGCGCGCGUCAAGGAAGCUGAAGCAGCUAAGGCAAGGGAGGCAGAGACAACCAGGAAGAGCACUUACGCCUUUAGCUCAGUUGGGGAAAAGACCAACCCAUGGCCCAAUGGCAAACCGCCGGCUCGACCUCCCUCUCCUGCCAAACCCAACCCAACACCCACUUCCGCCAAACGACCUCCGGCACCCAGCGCAAAUACCUUCCAUGGCACAGAAGACGAUACGUACUCGUACCGGCCAUACGACCAGCCAAAAGGGCACAGUCGAAGAAGGUCAGGGGAGACGGUGUUCACGGAAUCGUCGUAUGCCCCCUCCCAGUCGACUUCGCGGACAACGCCACCGCCCUCGAUGCGAGGACCCUACACAACCAAGGACCCGGACAAGAUUGUCAUCAAGGCUGUCUAUGCCUUUGUCAACCAGUUCUCCAAGACUCCUGCUUCGCAGCUGAUCUCGGGUGUCAAUCCUGUGACGGAUGGGCUUAUUCUUCGUAUAACAACUGCGGGGCUGUUCAUCGACGACGACGUGCGUGGCAUUGCACAGCGAGAAUGGGAUGUCAAGGCGUGGACGCUCAAACUCAUGGAGGUAUGGUGUUCCUCGCGUUGCUUUAACGAUUCCAACGCAUCCUCCAAGGUGAACAAGACGGGAGCUCCACGCUUCAAGUUAUCCGGACGCGGUCAAUCGAAAACGCUGACGGGCGACGAUGCCGAUACGUUCCUCACCGACAUGUUGCACUCGUGCAAGGAUGAAUGUCGUCUUGGCCCUCAUGGUGAUUGGGAUGAUGCGUCAUCGUAUGCCAACGGCACGCCGCAGACCGCACAGUGGAAGCAGCGUGGCCUGCACGUGCUGCGCGCCACGAUUAAAGAUCAAGAGGGCAAGAGAUACAUGUUUGUGCUCGAUGAAGAAGAGGGCUGGAAGCUGGCUGUGGGCUUGCAACGUCUGCGAAAAGGAAGUCAGGCCCGUCAGCUAGGUAUUCAGCCCAUGUCGACGGCAGAGGCAAAGAAUACACUCGAAAUGCUAGGGUGGUAG